This is a messenger RNA of Anneissia japonica, 6761 nucleotides long. Its product is annotated as low-density lipoprotein receptor-related protein 2-like. The transcript has 37 exons. NCBI's taxonomy places the organism in Eukaryota, Metazoa, Echinodermata, Crinoidea, Comatulida, Comatulidae. The coding region runs from base 423 to 5387 and encodes 1654 amino acids. The record is from RefSeq and is a predicted model, not a curated record. Gene Ontology annotation, molecular function: protein binding; calcium ion binding.
AUAUAUAUAUAUAUAUAUAUAUAUAUAUAUAUAUAUAUAUAAUGAAAAGGAUUUUUAGUUUUAACUUCAGAGUAAAUGACAGUUCCAACUUCAUUAUUUGAUGUGAAUGACACCAAAUAAUAUUUACAUAGGUUUCAUUUCUCCCUACAUAAAUUCUACAGAAAGCGCAUAACGGUUGUAUAUUAUUUGUAUAAUGUACGCACUCUAUCUAAAUACACGGCUACUCCAUUGCCAUUGCCAUCCUUAGUAAUCCGUUACGAAAAGUAGUUCCACAGUACAAUUGACUUUUAUAUUGUAUUGUAAAUUUUGUAUAUAGUUCUCACUCAAUUGAUUUUGUGUGAAACUUUGUAAAGGAAUAGGGUUGAUGGAGCAUGGUAUCGCCAUAAGUAAACUAUUGUAACAGAACCACACUUUAAUCUGUUAUGGUUUGUGCGGAUUGCAAGAUGUUGCAGAUUUACGUGUUCAUUUUUGCCUUCAUGGCUAUGAUUAGUGGUUCUGUAUCUCAAUUUGAUGUGUGUGAUGCAAAUGAAUUCCAGUGCAACAACCGAUAUUGUGUCCAAUUGUCAUGGGUUUGUGAUUAUUUUAACGAUUGUGGAGAUGGCUCUGAUGAAAACAAUUGCGGAUUUUCUUCUUGCAGCUCAGCGGAGUUUACAUGUGGAAGUGGCCGCUGUCUACCAUUAGCCGUGCAGUGUGAUGGAAACAAUGAUUGCAGAGAUAACUCAGAUGAAGUCAAUUGUGGUACUAUCACAUGUGGACCUUUUGAUCAUGUGUGUUCUGAUGGAAGCUGUGUCUCCAGAGACAAAAUUUGUGAUGACCUGAGUGAUUGUGUUGACCUAACAGAUGAACACAAUUGUGGCAUUAAUGAGUGUAACGCUACCGUAAGUCCAUGUCAGAAUAUUUGUAUCGAUACACCAAACUCAUAUCAGUGUGGUUGUGAGAGUGGAUACAAACUGAAGCAAGAUGGUAUUAGUUGCGAAGAUAUCAAUGAAUGUGUGGAUGAACCAUGGCUUUGUAGUCAGACUUGUAUUAAUUUAGUUCCAUCUUAUAGAUGUGAAUGUGUUCCAGGCUAUGAAUUGAAAACUUCAGGAAGCUGUAUCCAUAGUGAUGAUACGGAGCCGUACCUGUUAUUCAGUAACUAUCACUAUAUUCGUCGAGUUGACCUUAAUGGAGAGAACGACCAACUGCUGUCACAGGGCUUCUACCUUGUUUCCGCCAUGGAUUUUGAUUUAGUCGGUGGGCAUAUUUACUGCAUUGACUACUUGCAAAACCAAAUAAUGCGUUUGAUGUUAAAUGGCUCAGACCCACAAACAAUAAUUUCGCAAGAUAUUGAUGAGGGUGAAGGACUAGCAAUUGAUUGGGUUGGCAGGAAAAUAUAUUGGACUGAUGGUGGUCGAAAAGUAAUAGAUGUUGCUAAUUUAGAUGGGUCGUCAAGAAAGACUCUCAUACAACAAAACCUCUUUGAACCCAGGGGAAUAACGUUGGAUCCAAGGAAUGGGUACCUCUAUUGGUCUGAUUGGGGAUUAAGACCAUACAUUGGAAGAGCAGGUAUGGACGGAUCAAAUCCAAUUGAGUUUCAAAAUGAUCUUGUUGGCUGGCCAAACGGACUUACAAUUUGCUAUGCAACUAAUAAACUCUACUGGGUCGAUGCUCAUCUCGAUCAUAUUGUCUAUUCAAAUUUGAAUGGAAGUGGUAUUACAAUACUUCUUGAAGAGGGGGUUGGUCAUCCAUUUGCUGUGACUGUUUUUGAAGAUUACCUAUAUUGGACUGAUUGGAAUUUAAUGACUAUUAAUAAGGCAAACAAAUUGAGCGGACGACAAGCGGAGGUCUUAGACACUUUAAUACAACGACCAUUUGACAUACACGUGGUGCAUCCUCUCAGACAAGAUGCAACUAUCAUUAACCCAUGUGAUGUAAAUAAUGGUGGAUGCAGUCACCUAUGCCUUCUCACCCCAUCCAACAUUCAAGGAGUUACAAACUUUUCGUGCGCAUGUCCAAAUAACUUUGAGUUGAAGUCUGAUGGAAAAAAUUGUGAGGCACAAUGCACUAAUCAGCAGUUUAAAUGCGCUGACAAUGACAAAUGUAUACCUUUCUACUGGAAGUGUGAUGGUGAAGGAGACUGCAGAGACGGCUCCGAUGAAAAUAUAACUUGUUCGUAUCGAUCUUGUAUGUCCGGUUUGUUCCAAUGUGAUAAUGGAGAAUGUACUUUUCCUGCCUUCUUAUGUGAUGGUGAUAAUGAUUGUGGCGAUAAUUCAGAUGAGAACCAUUGUUCAACUACUGAAUGUAGCCCAUGGGAAUUCCGCUGUGACAAUGGACAAUGUAUUAACCAGCAAGACGUGUGCCAACUAGAAGCGCAUUGUGCUGAUGGAUCUGAUGAACACGCGAAUACAUGCAGUAACAAUAAUUGUUCGCUUGGAUACUUCCAGUGUGCCAAUGGCUACUGCAUUCCAGAUGCAUGGUUCUGUGAUCUUGAUGAUGAUUGUGGUGAUAGCAGCGACGAGCCUCCCGAUCAGUGCCAGACUGUGACGUGCGCUCCUGGAUGGUUUCCGUGUUCGGAUAGUUACCGUUGUAUCCCAGAAUACGCUGUAUGUGAUGGCAACUACAAUUGUCGAAUUGAUAUAUCUGAUGAACAGAGCAGCUUGUGUGAAAGUCGAACAUGUAGUUCGGAUGAGUUCCGUUGUUAUAAUAACAGAUGCAUCCCUCUGCGAUGGCAAUGCGACUCUGACAAUGAUUGUGGAGAUAGAUCAGAUGAAGUUGGCUGUUCUCCCAGAAAUUGCAGUGAGAGUGAAUUUAAAUGUAUGUCGGGGUUGUGCAUUCCCUGGCAUUACGUUUGUGACUUAGAUUUCGAUUGUUUUUUUGGAGAAGAUGAGCAGAUGUGCAACACCACAGCAUGUGAUGAAGGCAAUUUCCGGUGCAUGACUGGACACUGUAUAAUAGGGGCAUACAAAUGCGAUGGCUACGUCGAUUGCUUUGGGGGUGAAGAUGAGAUAAAUUGUGGGCCAGUUGACUGUGAAGACUAUGAGUUUCGAUGCACCAACACCGAUAUAUGUAUUCCUCAAACAUUUACAUGUGAUGGAGAUAAUGACUGUGGAGAUGAAUCUGAUGAACAAGAUUGCGAUAAAUGUCCAACAGACAAGUUCAUGUGUUCUUCAUCUGGGUUAUGUAUACAUACCAUUUUAAUGUGCAAUGGUUUUGAAGAUUGUGUCGAUGGCUCUGAUGAAACAGAUAAGUCAUGCACUCCGCUUCCAGAAAUGUGUGAAUCAGAUGAAUUCAAAUGCGAGAACUUGCGAUGUAUUCCAGUUACCUACGUCUGUGAUACCUUUGAUGAUUGUAACGAUAAUACAGAUGAGUAUGGUUGCCACAAGAACAGCACAUGUGCUUCAGAAGCAGCUAAGUGUGAACAGAUCUGCACAGACAUAGACGGCGGAUUUGCUUGCUCCUGUGGAGAUGGAUUUAUACUAAGAAAAGAUGAUAAAAUGUCUUGUGCUGAUUACAAUGAGUGUGAUGACAAUCCAUGUCACCAGGUGUGUGUGAAUACCAAAGGUAACUACACAUGCCGAUGUGCUUCAGGAUACGUUGAUGCAAGUAGUGACGGCACAGAUUGUAAGCCAGAAAGUGGGGAUGAGUAUCUUAUAUAUACAGACGGACCUUACAUAAAUCAAUACUACUUCCAAAAACAAGAAAUAUAUCAAUUUGUAAGCAACCAACAAAGAAUAGAAGAUUUGGAUUAUGAUUUAACAGUCAAUAAACUUUAUUGGAUCGAUUCCGGAAGUAUUACCUUGAAACGAGCUAAUUUAUCUGGUGAUAAUCCGAGCAGGGUUCAAGUGAUAAAUGCAACUUUGUUUCGGCCUAGAGGAUUAGCGUGUGACUGGGUAGCUGGGAAUAUAUACUGGACUGAUUGGGGAGAUCCAAUGACUCUUGCAACCCGCAGACGACGUGCUCUGGGUUUUAACCCAAGUAUCACUGUUGCCAACAGAGAUGGCAACUAUCCUAGAAUUCUAAUAGAUACCUACCUUGAGAAACCAUUCUCUAUUGUGGUUAAUCCUAGAAAAGGGCUCAUGUAUUGGGUGGAUCAGGGAGAAUUUCCUAAAAUCGAGGCAGCCUGGAUGAAUGGAGAGAACCGAGAAGAACUUGUAACUCGUGACCUAAUUGAGCCUACUGGUUUAACUAUUGACUUUGCAAAUUACGACACAGUCUACUUUGCUGACCAAAAGGAAGACUUGAUUUACUCAAUGAAUUUCGAUGGCAGUAAUGUCAAGCGUAUAAAGGGUGGAGUCUUACUAAGUCCAUAUCAUCUUGAAGUGUUUGGAAACAAAUUGUAUUGGUCAACUAGUUCCUUGAAAGAUGUUGGAAAGAUAUUAAGUUCACCUAAGCUAAAUAAUGAGAUAAAUACCACGGUGAAUAAUAUUGUUCGGCAUUCUGCACUGAAGAUGUACAACCUUAAUCGAUACCCUGAUUCUCCAAAUCCAUGCUUGAACAGCGGAUGUAGCCACCUGUGCCUAAUAGUUCCAUUCGAUAGCGGUGUCUAUAAUUUCAGUGGUUACCAAUGUAGGUGUGGAGAGGACUAUGGAUCAACCGAUGGAUAUACCUGCCUGCAAGGAGUCAGCGAAUGUGAUUCCAACCCCUGUCAGAAUGAUGGAACAUGCUCCAGAACCACCACUGGCGGAUACUCUUGCUUAUGCCCGUUUGAUUUUGAUGGCAAAAAUUGUGAAAAUGCAAUCGACAACUGUUUUUCAAAUCCGUGUAUUAAUGGAGGAUUAUGUCAAAAUACUAACACAGGCUUCAGGUGCCUUUGCCUAAGGUCAUACACUGGUGAACGUUGUGAAACAGAAGCUGAUUUGUGUAGGCCUGCCACCAACCCCUGUCUAAAUAACGGAACAUGCAUUCGUACCGCAACCCGCUACAGAUGUAUAUGUGCCCCUGGUUAUUUUGGCUUUAUUUGUCGAAAUUUUACUGGUUCCACCCCAGGAUCGACAAUGAAACCAAUGCUUACAACUAACACUAAAGGGAACACAAACACAAAUAAAAAUAACGAAAAUAGUGAUGUGGUUCCAAUCCUUGCAACUUUUCUUGUACUGGCUGCAGUUGUCAUCCUUGUCUGCUGCUUCCUUCUCUUAAUGUCAAUGCGAAAACAGAAGAAACUGAACAUGACACCUGCUGUGAGCUACAGGAUGGGUAGCGAUCAACUGACACUAGAUACAGUGCCAAUUAGUAAUGAUGCAGAGAAUAUUGGAGUAGAAAAUCCAACUUUUAUGGUAACUGGUGGAGCUGUUAGUACCGAGGUUGAUGAUGAUAUCAAGAAGGUUCCAAUUGAUGAUCUAGAGGAAUAUGUCGGCAUACCACCUCUUAAAGCUACAGAACCGGAGAAGUUUCCUCCUUCUUAUUCUUAGUUUGUGAUAUUUAAUAUCGAAAUGUCUGAAAAGGGUUUAUAUGAAUUAUCAAAUUGCAGUGAAGUAAACAAAAAUCUUUUUUUAAGGGUCUCAGUUAACUAACACAAUACUAAAACCGGAAAUACUACGACGUAUAGAUUGUAAAUUUCCGAACUCUAUGUCAAAUUUUUCUAUCGUUAAAGUAGUCUAAUUAUACGAUUUGAUAUUAAUAAAUGGUGAUUGAGCAUUCAUGGAUCAAAAAUUUACAACUAUAUAAAUGUUGGAAAUAUUAAGUAACAGUUGAACAAACAAAAUACUGCAUAUAAUUAUAAGAUAGGCUAAAUGUAAAGGUAGAAGAAUGAUUUAUAACUUGCAAAGUCAUUGUGUCGAAAUGCCGUAAAGAGGCGCUUCAGUUACCUCAUGUUCACAUCAUUCCAUAACGACAGGGGCUGAAAUAAACCAUUUAUAAUGGUGCCCACCUCUUCUCCCUACUCUUCCGAAAGAUGCACGCAAGCCACAUGUGUACACUUGACCUCCUUGAUUCCACCACCCGAACCCUGGGCGAGGUGGAUAUCAAUCGGUAGCAUCCCCACAUAGUUUCCGAUUCAACAAUUUGAGAACUAGGUGCCUAUUGGUUCUAUACAUUAUUAUUUAUUCUAGUAUUUUGGGAUUCAUUGUUAAUUAUGUUAUUUAUAGACUUUUUAGCCAACAACUGAUUUAGACGUCAUGAGCAGUAAGUUAAAGAAUUGCCUGCGGCAAAAGGUGGAAGGAGGAUUAUUUCAUAUAAAUAAUUGAUUUUUAGGUAGGCCUAUCGCAUACUAUUGUCAUGAGAGUGUCACGUAAUGUGAAUGUAUACAGUUGUGAUCUCAUUAUUUCAGUUUGUACAAAACGUACAACACUCCAUGUACAGUAUACAUAAUACGCAGAUGAAAAAUAAUAAAAUAAUCAAGUUUAAGUCUAAAAUAAACAAAUUAGUACCAAGAAUAUAGGCCUAGAAUUGCAAGAGGUCCGACUACCAUUAUUUUGAAACGUUCUUUCUUAUAGGUACCGGUACGUUCUUUUGAAAGACGCCCUCUAGUUUGUGGUAGUACAGUAUAUUUUGAGAUUCGGACAUCUAGCAGUUCUGUAUUUGUUAGUAUUCAUCAGGGAACAGUGAACUCACUGUUUCCUGGUAUUUAUAAUGUUAGUUCUUUCUUUGUAACAAUCCAAAUUCAGCUUACUUUACACAUUAUUUGUUAACAUACUGAUACGAUGGAAAGGUAUAAUGAAAGUAUCAAUGGAGUCUUCAGCCAGCACAAAGGUGUGUAAUUUACACAAUCAGGCCCGUAACCAGUUUCCUACUGUAGUUAUACUUUAUCAUAACAUUGUUUAUUAAAUGAACACUUUUGAGUUAAA